AUGGGGCAGCGAGAUUGCAGCAGAGCACCUGUCGGUCUUGCGAUGACAGUAAUAGUAGCCAACCACCCGGGGUUCGCGGUGAGGUUGAUAGUUCUGGAUAGAUCCACUGCCGGAGUUGCAGCGGUAAUGGCAGUGGAUAGAGCCACCACCGGACUUGCAGCGGAGAUGCAUUCUAAACACGAGAGGAACAAAUUACACCAGUUCUUGAUGGGUUUAAAUGAAACUUUCAAUAGUGUUCGCUCCAAUAUUUUAGCAACUGACCCACCUCUGAGCGUUAACUGUGCCUAUGCAUUCAUGAUUCAAGAAGAGAAACACCAAGCCAUGGUUAGUCAAAAGAGCAUCUCAAUACCAGAUGUUGAAGCGUUUCACACCUCUAUCUCAAAGUUUGGUAACAGUUGUCCUCGCAAUGGAAAUUCUCAUCCCAAGUACAAAUGCAACCACUAUAAAUGGCAAGGCCACACCAAAGAUCACCGUUAUGAUCUCAUUGGCUACCUUGAAGGAUGGGAGAAAGGCAAGAGCAAUCAUACUAACAAAAACACAAGGCCCAAUUCCACUACUGCUUGUGUUCAAUCAGAUCCACUUGGACCCCCCAUUGUUGGUCUUACAUUAGAACAAUAUUUCCAACUCCUAUGCCUCCUAAACACUGAAGCUUCUCAAGAAGCUAGUGUCAAUAUGACUGGUAAGACCACUACCUCCGUAUCUACUUCUGACCAAGCAUCUCACACUCAGAUUGCUUGGGGAAUGCUCUGUGACAGCAUUUAUUGUCUUCAUCCCCAUUCGCCAUCCUUUGCUCUCACAUCCAGAGCUAAUGGUUCUUAUCAACUGUGGCAUAAUAAAUUAGGCCACGCCUCUCUACAACAGCUAUCUCUUAGUCUUGGUGAUGGUUUUUCGACUCCAAUAAAGCAUGCAUGUGACGCAUGUGAACGUGAUAAGCAUUGCCGCAAUCCAUUCCCACUUAGCUCAUUUCGGGCAACUACUCCUUUUGCCCUCAUCCAUUGUGAUAUUUGGGGUGCAUAUCAUGUUCUGUCUCUAUCCGGUGCAAGAUAUUUCUUGACCAUUGUAGAUGACUUCAGUCAUUAUACUUGGAUUUAUCUCACGAAAAACAAAUUUGAGACUUAUCAGUUGCUUGUAUCCUUUUAUCACAUGGUUCGAACACAAUCCAAUGGAGAAAUUAAGGCAGUUCGUUCAGAUAAUGGCAAAGAAUUUAUGUCUGGACCCAUGCAGAUUUCAUGUGCCUACCUACAAAUUGUGUUUACUACUGCUUACACAAUUAAUUAUCUUCCCUCUACUCCUUUACAAGACAAAACACUAUAUGAAGUGCUCUUUGGAAAACCCCCUACAUAUGGGCAUUUUCGUACAUUUGGGUGUUUAUGUUAUGCCCAACACCGACCACUUUUAGGUGAUAAAUUUGUUGCUCGGACUGAUCAUUGCUUAUUCAUUGGAUAUCCUAAUGCUCAAAAGGGAUAUCAUGUCAUCCUAAACACCAAGGAGGUGUUCACAUCUUGGGAUGUAACCUUUUAUGAAGAUGUAUUUCCUUUCUUAUCUACCCCACCUAAGACCCAAAAUGAUGAAAUGCCUCGGCCCAACAACAUUGUUGUUCCAUUACCACAACUUGAUGAUGGGAUUGAUAUGGUGACACAACCCAAUAACUAG
Molecule: messenger RNA, 1653 nt
Organism: Nelumbo nucifera (sacred lotus)
Lineage: Eukaryota; Viridiplantae; Streptophyta; Magnoliopsida; Proteales; Nelumbonaceae
Biological process (GO): DNA integration
Molecular function (GO): nucleic acid binding
Source: RefSeq, a predicted model, not a curated record